UGGUGGUGGGUGAGACUGAUGCUAACCUCUUAAUUUGAAACAAAACUUUAAUAAAAUAACAAUGAAAUUAAUUGUAUAUAGUGUGCUUUGAACUUCGUCCUGUUUUUAAUGUUUUAAUUACCUAAAACGCAAUGGAGGGUAAAAAAAUAUCUUUUGGUUUCACAAAAACCAAAAAAGUUGAGAAACCUGUGGCCGUCGAAAGAAAGGAGUAUAUAGAAUGUUUAGAAGAGAAAUCGAUCAAAGUUGUUGGCGGUGAAGUGGUGGAAGAAAAGGCACCACUGGUGAUCACAAUGAAGCCAAACACGCUGAUCACAGCAGAAAGACUGAAGCAGAUAGCGGAAGAAGUGGAAAAAGGUGCAGAAGAGGUGCCAGCACCAGGAGAUAAUGGGGCUAAGGAGGAUAGUCAGCCGGAGAGUGAAACAAUAGACCAGAUGGCUGUCCGAGAGUUGCUCAAUGAAGCAAAGCAGGAGAAGAAAGUGGAAGGGCCAGUUUUGACGGUUGCUGUGCCGUCGCAACCUGUUUUAGAUGGACAAAAGGAGUCAACAUUGGAAGAUUAUGAUGCUGUGCCUAUUCAAGAAUUUGGUAUGGCAAUGCUCAGAGGCAUGGGUUGGACUGCAAGCACAGAUCAACAGCAAAAACACAAGCAGCCAGAACUGAGACCGAAAGGGCUGGGUUUGGGAGCUGAUAAAGUCAUCAAAGAGAAUCAGAAAAAGAAUGUGUCCAAAGACAAGAAAGAUGAAGAGCUGUCCAUUGUGAAAAACGCCUUUGUUAAGAUUACUACGGGGAAAUACAGCGGCUUAUAUGGAAAGGUCGUAAGCCUGGAUGAAGACAACGGCCGUGUGAUGGUAGACAUCACCAUAAAGAAGGAGACGGUCAGUCUCAGCGAGUUCAUGAUGCAGCCUGUGUCCAAGUCGGAGUAUGACAAGCAGUCUAAAGUUAUAAAUGCGGAUUCCUAUGAAGAAUACAAGAAAAACGAAAAUCAAAAGUCAAACCGCGAUAAAAGGGAAAAUGAGGACCGAGAGGCUUCUUCCAGUCACAGAGAAAAAGAGAGAGAUAGCGAUAGGUCUAGAAAAGACACAAGUCGUAGAGACAAGGAAGACUCAAAUGGAAGACACAAACCGGAGAGGCAUCGAAGCCGAAGUAAUGAUAGGCAUAGAAAAAAACAUAAGAAAAGGUAUAGCAGUAAUUCUUCUGUAAGCUCAGAUGAAAGAACGAAAAAGAAGGAAAAACGUUACAGCUCUGACUCAAGCGAUUCCGAUGAUCAUAGAGAGAGACGGAAGACGGAGAAGAGAGACAUUGAUAAGAAAAGAAAGGGUAAGAAGAAGAAGCGGGAUAGAGAUCGCUCGCCAAAUUAUAGGAAACAUAGGAAGUAAUGUUGAAUAAAUCAUGAUUUUACAU
Cydia splendana is the source of this 1398-nucleotide messenger RNA. Its product is annotated as G-patch domain and KOW motifs-containing protein. The transcript has 6 exons. The coding region runs from base 132 to 1373 and encodes 413 amino acids. Lineage: Eukaryota; Metazoa; Arthropoda; Insecta; Lepidoptera; Tortricidae. Gene Ontology annotation, cellular component: spliceosomal complex. The record is from RefSeq and is a predicted model, not a curated record. Gene Ontology annotation, biological process: mRNA splicing, via spliceosome.